Molecule: messenger RNA, 840 nt
Organism: Capronia epimyces CBS 606.96
Lineage: Eukaryota; Fungi; Ascomycota; Eurotiomycetes; Chaetothyriales; Herpotrichiellaceae
Exons: 2
Coding region: 1-840 (279 amino acids)
Biological process (GO): retrograde vesicle-mediated transport, Golgi to endoplasmic reticulum
Source: RefSeq, a predicted model, not a curated record
AUGGCCGACACAGAAGAAACACCUGCGCAGCGACAGGCGAGGAUUCGGCGGCAGAAGCGAGAGGCGAAAAUCACAGGCGCGGCCACCGAGAGGCUCGAUAAGAUCACUAGACUCAGUGGAAGGACUCCAGAGAACUUGAGAAAUGCGUCUCCCGCAUCAACACCGUCCGGCACGUCCACCCCACCACAACUCCCCACUCCGAACGCAGGGCAGGGCACGGCGGCAACUCCAGAGCAGCUGAAAGCACAGGAAGAAUACCUGAGAACAUUGUUGAGGCAACCCAUACCUCAAAAUGAGGCACCUCAAGCAGAGCAACAAGAAGAUCCGAUGCUGAAGAUGCUGCAAGCCAUGAUGGGAGGGAUGGCCGGUCCUAGCGACCCGAGCGACCCCAGUGUGCCUGGACGCGUGGGCGCAACUCCCGGGUUUUCUCCGGACGACAUAUCAAGAGCUACGGGGAUCCCUCCCUUUUUAACCAACAUGAUUAUGGGAGGACAGAAGGCACCACCUACAAAGGCGGAGGUAAACGCGACGAGAUUGUGGAAGAUCCUGCAUGUCAUUUUCGCCGUGGUGGCAGGGCUGUAUCUGGUGUUUAGGAUUCACGCGUCUACCAAGCUGUUUGGCGAGAAUCCGCCGGCGCCAGCAACCUUCCAGAAUCCUUUUCUACUCUUCGCGACUGGCGAGCUGAUUAUGCAGAGUACCAGGGUUGCAACCAAAGGGCAUUCGGGCAAAAGCGGGUUUUCUUUGUGGAUACAGAUGUUCAGGGAAUUUAUCGGGGAUGGUGCGAUUCUGGUAUUCAUGCUGGGAAUAGCGUCCUGGUGGAAAGGAAGUGCACAGUUAUAG